UAUAGGUUCUCUCUUGUCUUUUGUGAAGAAUUUGAAAACUUAGGCCGAGGAAUUCAAAGAGUGAAUAUACAGGCAUACGAACACAAAUAUACUUACAUAUAUAUAUAUAUGUAUAUGCAUACCAGCGCAAGUGAUUUUCGAAUCUAUUCCUCUUCCUAUUUUCUUUGGGGGUGUAACGUUGAAGCUUUCGUCUUGUGAAACUUGUAUUCUUCAAUCCCGUCUUUUCCCCGUCUGUCAUCACAAAACAACAUCUUCUUUUUGCAGAAACUUCAUCUGGGUGGGGUGUAUUUCUCUAUCUGUUCUUCAACCUCUGCCUGAGGCAACAUUUCCCAGCUUCGUCGUCCAGUUUGGGUCUCCUCUCUUGUUUCUUGGGGCUAAAACCUCAAAGGGCACUUCCAGUUUCUCUCAAAAUCUCCCCUUUCCUCUUGCGCCUUGAAUCUUUCUCUGUCUAGAAAUUUGCUGUUACUGGUUAGGUCACUGAAAGAAGUAAGAAAUGGUCUCGAGAUCGUACUCGAAUCUACUGGACCUUGCCUCCGGUGAUUCGCCGUCUUUCGGCCGCAUGAGCCGAGGGAUUCCCCGGAUCAUGACGGUCGCCGGGUUCAUGUCCAAUAUCGAUGACGACCCAGCAGAGAGUGCAAGCUCUGAUCCCUCGUCUUCCACAGCCCACAAGGACCGUUUGAUCAUAGUAGCCAAUCAGCUUCCGAUUCGGGCGCAGAAGAGAUCGGAUAAAUCCAGUACCAGCAGCAGUAACAAUGGUGGCGGUUGCAGAAACUGGAUCUUUAAUUGGGAUGAGAACUCGUUGCUUCUGCAAUUGAAAGAUGCGUUAGGAAAAGAAGACAUCGAUGUUCUUUACGUGGGUUGUCUGAAAGAUGAAAUCCAUCCUAAUGAUCAGGAAGAAGUAUCUCAAAUCCUUGUAGAGACAUUCAAAUGUGUGCCCACGUUCUUACCAACUGACCUUUAUAGCCGUUACUAUCACGGGUUCUGUAAGCAGCACCUGUGGCCUCUCUUUCAUUACAUGCUGCCUCUGUCACCGGAUCUCAGCGGGAGAUUCAACCGGAAUCAAUGGCAAGCUUAUGUCUCCGUGAACAAGAUUUUUGCCGAUAGGAUCAUGGAAGUGAUCAACCCUGAGGAUGAUUUCGUGUGGAUACACGAUUACCACCUUAUGGUAUUACCCACAUUCUUACGGAAGAGGUUCAAUAGGGUCAAGCUCGGUUUCUUCCUCCACAGCCCGUUCCCGUCUUCGGAAAUCUACAAGACUCUGCCGGUUAGAGAGGAUGUUCUCCGGGCUUUGCUCAACGCGGAUUUGAUAGGAUUCCAUACUUUUGACUAUGCCCGACAUUUCCUGUCCUGCUGUAGCCGAAUGCUCGGUCUUACUUAUGAAUCCAAGAGAGGGUACAUUGGACUCGAGUACUACGGUAGAACCGUUAGUAUCAAGAUUCUUCCGGUGGGAAUCCACAUGGGUCAGCUUCAGUCAGUGUUGAGGCUGUCAGAGACCGAAGCCAAAGUUGCCGAGCUUAUCCAACAGUAUUGUCGGAAAGGCAGAAUAAUGUUGCUUGGAGUGGACGACAUGGACAUUUUCAAAGGAAUAAGUCUGAAGCUGUUAGCUCUGGAGCAGCUCCUUAUGCAACAUCCAGAAUGGCAAGGGAAGGUUGUGUUGGUGCAGAUAGCAAAUCCUGCGAGGGGGAAAGGAAAAGAUGUAAAAGAAGUGCAGGCUGAAACACAUUCUACCGUUCGAAGAAUUAACGAGACAUUUGGAAGGCCCGGGUAUGAUCCUGUAGUAUUGAUUGAUGCCCCGCUUAAGUUCUACGAAAGGGUUGCUUAUUAUGUCGUGGCUGAAUGCUGUUUGGUAACAGCAGUUAGGGACGGAAUGAAUCUCAUACCUUAUGAAUACAUAAUCUCCCGUCAAGGGAACGAGAAAUUGGACAAGAUUCUAAGUUUGGAACCAAAUACUCACAAGAAAAGCAUGUUGGUGGUUUCUGAAUUCAUCGGUUGCUCGCCAUCGCUUAGUGGAGCCAUUCGCGUCAAUCCAUGGAAUGUCGAUGCAGUAGCCGAUGCAAUGGACACCGCCCUAGAAUUAUCUGAACCCGAAAAGCAGCUUAGACAUGAGAAACAUUAUAAAUAUGUAAGCACACAUGAUGUCGGAUACUGGGCUCGCAGUUUCCUCCAAGAUCUCGAAAGGAGUUGCGCUGACCACGGAAGAAGGAGGUGUUGGGGGAUCGGGUUUGGUCUCAGUUUCCGGGUCGUGGCACUCGAUCAAUCCUUCCGGAAGUUGUCGAUGGAACACAUAGUCUCGGCUUAUAAGAGGACAAAGACUCGGGCCAUUCUUUUGGAUUAUGAUGGCACGUUGAUGCCACAGGGUUCUAUCGAUAAAAGACCAUCUCCAAGGUCUAUCAAUAUAUUGAACACCUUGUGCAGAGACAGGAGCAACCUUGUAUUCAUAGUCAGUGCUAAAAGCCGAGAAACACUCUCUGACUGGUUUUUUCAGUGUGAGAAGCUUGCAAUUGCUGCUGAACAUGGCUACUUUCUGAGGCUGAGGAGGGAAGCAGAAUGGGAAAUGUGUGUGCCGGUGGCAGAUUGCUCUUGGAAGCAAAUCGCAGAGCCUGUGAUGCAGCUUUACACCGAGACAACUGAUGGAUCAACAAUUGAAGACAAGGAGACAGCUCUUGUUUGGAGCUUUGAGGAUGCCGACCCAGAUUUCGGCUCAUGCCAGGCUAAGGAACUUCUUGAUCAUCUUGAAAGUGUUCUUGCCAAUGAACCAGUCACAGUCAAACGAGGACAAACUUUCGUGGAGGUCAAACCACAGGGUGUGAACAAAGGUCUUAUAGCGGGAAGGUUGCUUUCGACAAUGCAAGGAAGAGGAACAUUGCCCGACUUUGUUCUGUGCAUAGGAGAUGACCGGUCUGAUGAGGACAUGUUUGAGGUGAUCACUACCUCCAUUGAAGGCCCUUCUAUUGCCCCAAAUGCCGAAGUAUUUGCUUGUACUGUCGGUCAGAAGCCCAGCAAGGCCAAGUACUACUUAGAUGACACGACAGAGAUUGUCAGGUUAAUGCAAGGGUUGGCUUCAGUUUCAGACGAGUUUGCUCCCAUCUAAAAUUACAACGGAGGAAGCAAAAAGCAAAAACGUUUUUCCCCUUGUCUCCAUCACCAGUUCCUCUCGUGUUUCUUGAAGUACUAUAGAGAGUGUAAUCAAGAGAUGCUGUAUUAUGUAUGCUUUUAUUCUGAUAUUGCGAGCUAUAGCUCGUAAAGAGCUCGGUUCCAUA
Messenger RNA from Tarenaya hassleriana, 3260 nucleotides. RefSeq names its product alpha,alpha-trehalose-phosphate synthase [UDP-forming] 6-like. The record is from RefSeq and is a predicted model, not a curated record. The transcript is spliced from 3 exons. Gene Ontology annotation, molecular function: catalytic activity. Bases 494 to 3091 code for a protein of 865 amino acids. Gene Ontology annotation, cellular component: cytosol. NCBI's taxonomy places the organism in Eukaryota, Viridiplantae, Streptophyta, Magnoliopsida, Brassicales, Cleomaceae. Gene Ontology annotation, biological process: trehalose biosynthetic process.